UUGUGCCUGCAGAUCUGAUUCACUUCUCUCCCUCUACUGACUCUGGUAUGUGAAUCACUGUUAUUUCCCUUUUAGCUGAAGAGCACCUUAUAUCCACAAAUAAGCUAACCGAGGGAGCCAAGUGUUCUCUUGGUUCACUGAAAAGCAAAUGACUGAGCCACUGAGGAAAGGAAGAUAAAAAAAAAGGGGGAGGUGGGGAAAGGUCAUUAAAUUGCAUUACAGCGGAACAGCUUUAACAGCGGUUUUAAUACCCUCCAUCAUAAUGCAGUCAGAGGAAGGAAAGGUUGGCCCCAGUCCAACAUAAGGGAAGGAAGCAGCUGAAAACGCCAGCUCGUGUCUUUGCUGUGUAUUUUUCACUCUGCUGCACUGAAACGUGGAUCCUCUGCUAGUCUGCACCACUGACAAGAUAAACAAGCAGGCAAAAGGGAGACAUGAGACUCAAGAGUGACAUGCGAGAGUAUAUAAUUAUUGAUUUGAAGAAAUAUUCCAGAAAGAGCUUGGAAUCUGUCUGGUGUGUCAUAUGCUGAGCUGAGACAGGCUGACACUUGUUACUCUUCAGCCAGACGUGUCCGAGAGAACUGCACAAGCGGCCAGUGAGUGGCCAGCAGUGAGUCCCCUGUGUGUACCUAGCACAGGAUGCCAGUGCUGGACAGGUGCUAUAACACGGCAGAGAUAGGCAGGAGGUGGAGGACAGGUGAGAUACUUUCACCUUCAUAUAUGGGUAGUUUGCCAACUUACCACUCUGGAAACCUGAGCUGUGAUUGCGAACUGCCGGAAAUAAUAAGGAUGGUUAAGCUCUUGUGGAAAUCAAAGAGUGGUUUGCAGAAUGUGAAGCAGAGAGGUCUGUUGGCCAAUGAAGAUGCAUUGGGAGGGAUACCAGGAGAUGCUCGAGUGAGAGUUCCAACAGGGGUUCUCUCUGAACGCCGUGGCUCUUUCCCUUUUAUUGAUUACCGACUUCUAAACAAUACAACACACUCAGAAGAAAUUGGCACUAAGAAAAAGUUAAAGAGAUUACUGAGUUUCCAGAGGUACUUUCAUGCUUCAAGGCUCCUCCGUGGAAUCGUACCACAAGCUUCCCUGCACUUAUUGGAUGAAGACUAUCUCGGCCAAGCACGGCAUAUGCUAUCAAAAGUGGGAAUGUGGAAUUUUGACAUUUUCCUGUUUGAUCGCCUGACAAAUGGUAACAGCUUAGUAACAUUGCUGUGUCAUCUAUUCAAUGUCCACGGACUUAUUCAUCAUUUUCAGCUUGAUAUGGUGAAAUUACACCGAUUUUUAGUCUUGGUUCAAGAGGACUAUCACAGUCAAAACCCAUAUCAUAAUGCCGUCCAUGCUGCAGAUGUUACACAAGCUAUGCAUUGCUACUUGAAAGAGUCAAAGCUCGCCAGUUUUCUCAAACCAUUGGACAUUAUGUUGGGACUACUGGCAGCAGCAGCGCAUGAUGUGGACCACCCAGGGGUUAAUCAGUCAUUUCUGAUUAAAACCAAACAUCACCUUGCCAGCCUCUAUCAGAACACAUCUGUCCUGGAGAAUCACCACUGGCGGUCCACAGUAGGCAUGCUCCGAGAAUCAAGGCUAUUUGCACAUCUGUCAAAGGAAAUUACGCAGGAUAUUGAACAGCAAUUGGGCUCCUUAAUCCUGUCAACAGACAUCAAUCGACAGAAUGAAUUUCUGAAUCGUUUUAAAGAUCACCUCAACAACAAAGAUCUCAGCUUGGAAGAUGCAGAGCACAGACAUUUUAUGUUGCAGAUCGCUCUGAAGUGUGCUGACAUAUGCAACCCUUGCCGUGUCUGGGAGCUGAGCAAGCAGUGGAGUGAAAGAAUCUGCGAAGAGUUUUACAGACAAGGAGACCUUGAGCGGAAAUUUGGACUGGAAAUAAGUCCACUCUGCAGUCAACAAAAGGAUUCAAUACCUAGUAUACAAGUUGGUUUCAUAUCCUACAUAGCAGAGCCCCUUUUUGUGGAGUGGGUCAGGUUUACAGAGAAUUCACCAUUGUCUGUAAAUAUGAUUAACCAUCUCAGGAAGAACAAGUCAAAGUGGAGAGCGCUACUGCACAAGCAGCGUAGCAAAAGCAAUGAUCACUUAGGACAAGAAAGCAAAGAGGACCAAAUGUUUGGCGAAGGUGGCGCCCCUUAGUGCCACAUUCAAACUCUUCUCUGUAGCAUUGCUGCCAUAUUCCUUGCAGUGUACAAUGCUUUCAAAUAAAAAAGCCCAGGUGGGCUGUGGUUGAUUUUAUCAACAGCUUGGAAAAAGGCAAGCUCAAGACGGUAAAUGAGAUGGAGCAAAGUAAUCAAGAUGGAGCUAACGGGUUGCCCUCCCACUUUACGGUAUCCUGUUGGGCCAAUACUUCAAAGCAUUUCUGUGUUAUCUCAUUACAGUUUAAAUUAACAUCCCUGAUUACGAGAUAACUGAAUAAAGUUUUAACAUUUUGAUGAACUGGGGUGAAACGCGCAUAUCCAGGGAUGCUUCUUUCCUGAAGGAACCUUGUGUCUAGCAUUACUUGGCUGCCAUAUUUCUACAGGAGAAGUGGUCAGUAUCUUCAAAAAAAACUUUUUUACACCAUCUUUCAGAAGUGCUCUAACUUGUAGGGCGACAUUAUAUCCAGCCGACAAAAAAACCUCAUUUAUUGAACCCAUAUGAACACCAGCAUGAACAGGACUCUUAAAACACGUCUAAAGAACAUAGUUUUAUUAAUACUUAAAAGAAUCACCUGUGAUUUAUUUUAUUCUUUUUAACUUUUGUAUUUUCUAAAUCACAAUUGGGGAUUUUAAUUGAAGCACUACCAAGACUUUGUACAGUUAGCACCUGUUUGUUAAGUGGUGUUUCGGACAUUUAAUUGGUAGUGCAAAUUGGUAAAUGUAAUGAUGGCGAGAUAAGGUAGUGUGCUUGCAACACAUGGGCGCUUUAUUGUUUGUAUUACAAAACGUUUUUGCAGUUUUAUUGCAACGUGUAUAGUUGCACCUGUAUAUUUUCUGUAUAUACUGAGCUACUGUUUCUCAUGCCAAAAUACUGAUUUAUUGUGGGACUGCUACAUGUACAAAUAAUGGCACUGUGAACAGAAUACUGUUACCUUUAACAAACAAUAUAGUAUUUUGUAAAUAUGUUACAUAGAUUAUUUCUAAUGUUGCUCUUAUUUCCAGAUAAAGGCCUUAAAUUUUAAAA
Molecule: messenger RNA, 3159 nt
Organism: Bombina bombina (fire-bellied toad)
Lineage: Eukaryota; Metazoa; Chordata; Amphibia; Anura; Bombinatoridae
Gene: PDE7B
Product: phosphodiesterase 7B
Exons: 12
Coding region: 637-2133 (498 amino acids)
Molecular function (GO): 3',5'-cyclic-AMP phosphodiesterase activity
Source: RefSeq, a predicted model, not a curated record